Molecule: messenger RNA, 4385 nt
Organism: Ceratosolen solmsi marchali
Lineage: Eukaryota; Metazoa; Arthropoda; Insecta; Hymenoptera; Agaonidae
Product: calpain-D
Exons: 16
Coding region: 1-4155 (1384 amino acids)
Biological process (GO): proteolysis
Cellular component (GO): cytoplasm
Molecular function (GO): calcium-dependent cysteine-type endopeptidase activity
Source: RefSeq, a predicted model, not a curated record
AUGGAUGCCAAAAACAUCAAGCUAAAGGCCAGUCACAUUAAGAAAGAUCCCCUCCUGCAACCGUACUGCCCCACCAUCGACUGCAACCGCGAAAACCCUCCUAUACUUCUACCAAAGCAUCUGACCUCAUUAAAUCAUACUCACAUUAAUUUCAAUACGUCAGCUACCCUAAAGCUAAAGAAUUCAAUAAAAGUAUUAUCUAUACCAGCACUACAACAAAACCAAUACGAAACUUAUAUUGUACUAAGUGAUAAAAGAAAUAGUACAAACCAGCGAAGAAAUUCCUGGUCAGGAAUAGGUGAAAAUAGAUCUUCAGUUAAAAAGACAUCAUCAUUACCAUCACUAAUUAAUCAAUGGACAUGUAUUCGCUGCUUACUAGAUAAUUGCUGUAGAGCAACCCCAAUUUGUACAGCAUGUGGUGCUAGUUCAUCAAUAUCACAAACGCAAACUACUCAGAUAGGAGUCAGAAAAUGUCGAAGGUUAAAUACAACAAAAAAUAAUGGAUUAAGGACACAACUUGAUCUUGUGACUAAAGUCACUAGUGGAUCUGUCACACGAGUUUUGGAUACAAGUAGUAAUGGGAAAAUUUUAAUAGAGCAUAGUAUCAAAAAGUCACAAGAUAUGGCUCAGUUGAAGAGUAUCGAUCGUAGUGAACAAACACACGACAGCGGCAACAAUCGUAAAGAUUGGACACUAGCACCGAUCGAAACAUUACAUUCCAAUCCAUCAGCCAGUUACAUCGAUUCCAGCAUCAAUAAUCCAAGCCAUCCGUCACAACGGUCACCAAAGCGCCACAGCCUAUCGAUAUAUGAACGAGUAAAGUCGAAGGUAAGUCGUUCACUGUCAAACGGGGCAGUCAUGCAGAAGCUUCCCUCAGAUGUCAAUGAUCCCGCUACGAGACCUACGAGUUUAAUCGUUACGGAAAUGAGCCAAGUAGUAGACGAAAGUCUCUGGAGCUGUGACAACUGCACCCUCGAUAACGAUCCGGGGCUCGAACAAUGUGAAGCCUGCGAGGCUCCUAGGAGUCCCGCCCCCUGUAGCGGCGUCGUCAUCAGCGUGCCCGCUUGGGAGCCUAGAACGCUAUCAUUCGCGGGUCCACUACCUUAUCGGAGGUCAUUUUCAGAUGUAGAUUCUGUGGUGUGUGUAGCACAGCGUAAAGCAUCGAAUCGGCGGAGUUUAAACGAUGAUGAGCCACCGGCAGUGCCACCGCAUUCAGGUGGUUUCAACGGUUCUAGACACAAGCAUACAUGCAUUGGUAUUGGAGAGUCAGAUAUGCCACCGCCACUUCCCAAGAAACAGGGCGCUCGAAUGCUUGGUGCCAAUCAACAGCAGGUCCGUAAUUUGCCCGCUCCUUCAGAACAUAUGCUCAAUCCCCUCAAGCGCAUGUGGACUUGCAAAAAAUGCUCGUAUGCAUAUAAUCCUCUCUGGUCGUCAGGCUGUGAUAUCUGCAAUUCUUCGAGGUCACCUCCCACAUUGGCCCAACCUAGUUCAAUCACAUUAACUAAUCCUGUCAUUCUCUUGUCUCGAAGCUCCAUGAAUCAACAAGAAAGACUCAUUGAACGGCGAGGGGGGAACUUUUCAGCGGGCAAAAAUGGCACAUCUCGCAAUCAAUUGGAAUCACCGAUAGCUAUAUCACAGGAUAGUGUGCGCUAUGUCCCAACCAAGGCUGCUACUCUAGCUACUGCUGAAUCCGAUUCGGAGGAUCAAUCGGAGGUACCUUUGCCUUCAUGGACAUGUAAAAAAUGCACCCUUGUAAACCUAACAUCACGAGCUACCUGUGAAGCCUGCGGAGGCUCGAAGCUACGUAGCAUUAAUUUCCACCUUGAGGACCCAACACUACGCAAAGGUGAGUGCUGGAUCUGCCCUUCCUGCACACUGCGCAAUCCUCUCACUGCGCAAGUUUGUAAUGCCUGUAAAAAUCUGGCUGAUUUUCUGGAAUUGCCGAAGGAAAUUAAAAAUGUAUCGCAGAGGAGCCCCAGUCCAAGGUUGACUAAUGUUAUAGCUGCAACGGUUACUAAUCCCAUUCAAAAAAUGAUUACUCCAAGGCACAGGAACUCUGUCAAAAAGAAUGGAUCCAGUGGAUCAAUUACUAAUGCUACCAAUGCUGCUAUUGGUAAUGAUAAAAAACAUUUUAAAAACAAGGACUUGAGUGCGCAGUGGCAAUGUAAGUUGUGUACGUAUGACAAUAAGAGCACAAGCGGCAGCUGCGAGAUGUGCCAAAAUUCUAAAAGCUUAUCACAAGCUGUCGGAGAUAGAAUGCGAAUCCAUCAAGAACCUAGUGCUAGUACUCUGAGGAUACAGCGUCAAGAAAGUGUCAUUAUGGAAAAUCUGCGUCAGAUCGAGGAAAGAGAAGCUCUCGAGAAAUGGGAAAGAAUCGUUAGAUACUGCAAGGAGACAAAUGAGCCCUUUGUGGAUGAUUCCUUCCCUCCAGCACCCAAAUCUCUCUACUAUAAUCCUCUGGAUUCAAAAGAUAAUCACGUCGUCCAAUGGAAGCGACCAUACCAAAUUACUGUUGACCCCAGCGUGGAUUCAAUGCUACCCUGGGCAAUUUUUCGUACACCAUUGCCCUCUGAUAUAUCCCAAGGAGUCCUCGGUAACUGUUGGUUGUUAUCGGCUCUCGCAGUUCUUGCCGAAAGUGAUGAACUUGUGAGGCGUGUUCUUGUAAUGAGGCAAACUUGUCCUGAAGGUGCUUACCAGGUUCGACUUUGCAAAGAUGGUAAAUGGACCACCGUCCUUGUCGAUGAUCUUCUGCCUUGUGACAAAAGGGGACAUCUUGUUUACUCUCAGGCUAAAAGAAAACAGCUAUGGGUGCCUCUAAUCGAGAAAGCUGUAGCUAAACUUCACGGUUGCUAUGAGGCUCUCGUUUCUGGACGGGCAAUUGAGGGUCUCGCGACUCUAACUGGAGCUCCUUGUGAAAGUGUGCCUUUGCAGCCGUCAGCAUUACCGAGUGAGGACGAGCUUGAUAAGGAUCUCAUUUGGGCUCAGCUACUUUCCUCGCGGCAGGCUAUGUUUCUUAUGGGUGCGAGCUGUGGUGGUGGAAAUAUGAAGGUUGAUGAAGACGAAUACCAAAAGAAGGGCUUACGACCAAGACAUGCAUAUUCUGUAUUAGAUGUUCGUGAUGUGCAAGGAAUUAGGCUGCUCCGACUGCGAAACCCUUGGGGACACUAUAGCUGGAAAGGCGAGUGGUCGGACGAUAGUCCUAUUUGGACAAUCCAGUUGCGUGAAAUGUUGAUGCCACACGGCGCUUCGGACGGAGUCUUCUGGAUAUCUUUCGAUGAUGUACUUAGAUACUUUGAUUGCAUCGACAUUUGUAAGACCCGUGUAGGUUGGAGUGAAGUCAGACUACGAGGAACCCUACCUCCCUUGUCGUCCCUUAGUCAUUUGUCAUGUGUACUACUAACGGUGCUCGAACCCACCGAAACCGAAUUCACCCUUUUUCAAGAGGGCCAGCGAAAUUCGGAAAAGUCGCAACGAUCGCAGUUAGAUUUAUGUGUAGUUGUAUUUCGAACACGAUCACCAGCGGCUCCUGAGAUCGGCCGACUCGUGGAGCACAGUAAGCGUCAGGUGCGUGGCUUUGUCGGGUGUCACAAAAUGCUCGAGCGUGAUCUUUAUAUCGUUGUCUGCCUUGCUUUCAACCAUUGGCAUACUGGUAUGGAAGAUACUUCCAGUUACCCCGAGUAUGUGCUAGCAAUACACAGUUCUAAAAGGCUCCUUGUUGAGCAGAUUUCACCACCAGCUUUUGUACUCGCUGACGCCAUCAUUAGCCUUACUCUUGCUAAGGGCCAACGUCAUGAGGGAAGAGAAGGUAUGACCGCUUAUUAUCUAACCAAAGGUUGGGCUGGUUUGGUUGUUAUGGUUGAGAACCGCCACAUUAAUAAAUGGAUUCAUGUAAAAUGUGAUUGCCAUGAAAGUUAUAACGUUGUAUCCACACGGGGACAACUUAGAACUGCAGAUAGUGUUCCUCCACUUCAUCGGCAGGUAAUAAUAGUAUUAACUCAACUGGAAGGCAGUGGCGGCUUCUCGAUAGCGCAUCGUUUAACGCAUCGACUGGCGAAUAGUGGGAAUCUUCAUGAUUGGGGUCCUGCAGAUACCCAGCACUGUCCACCCAUCGAUACGCAAGUCGAAGGACUUCAUAGUCCUCGAUUGAUAACUUGAAAGUACACUACUGAAAGGACAGUUUCGAAUAGAACACGCAAACGACAUACUCGGCGGACGUUUGUAGGAUAUACCAAAGUUUUAAGAUGAGCACACGACUGUAGGUGUAGAUUUAGAUGCUGUAAUAGACCAUUUAUUAACUGACAUUUUAUUGUAUAAUAAUGGCAAUUACUAUCAGAGAUCAGGCUCUCAUAGUUCAGGGCACUCAAAUAUCGUAAGUAGUAUACAAA